Messenger RNA from Acipenser ruthenus (sterlet), 1621 nucleotides. Its product is annotated as glutamate-rich protein 1. NCBI's taxonomy places the organism in Eukaryota, Metazoa, Chordata, Actinopteri, Acipenseriformes, Acipenseridae. The record is from RefSeq and is a predicted model, not a curated record. The transcript is spliced from 6 exons. The coding region runs from base 468 to 1406 and encodes 312 amino acids.
GCAGGAAAGUUUAGGGAUCGUGUUGUGUUAAAUGUGAAAUGCACCGGUACUUAUGCUAUAUUGCGCUUGUUCUAGGUAUUUGAUAUUCCCGUCGCCGUUUCCAUGCGCUGCUGUCAAACCCCUCUACACAGAUGUCCCGGUCUGCGCAUGUGAAGAAAGUUGGUAGUGGUUUCUUAAACGCAGCGGGGAUGAAGUGGAGCAACAGAAGUACCAUGUUGAUGAGGUCAAAUUGCUUGCUGUAUUUUUCUCAUGAUCAUGUGUGCAUUUAAAAGGCGGCGCUGUAAAUAAAAACCAAUAGAACGUCAGUAUCUUAUUUGAGUGAUCGUAAGGGAGGUUGUUGGUAGGAAGUAAAUGGUGGUAGACUGAAAGAGAUGACUAAAUAAGUGGAAGUUGUUGAAAACGCUUGCUACCACUCGAUUUUUUUUUUCUGGACGUAGCUGCAAAUGAUUAAUCGACUGUGCUUCUAAAUGUCUCGCAACAGGCAUGAAGUGUUCAAGGAAAAAGUUUUGAAGAGACUAUAUCCAUUCCCUUCCGAGAAUAAUAACAAGCCAAAGACAUUUGGUACAGUAACUGCUGUGUCAAAACUAGACCAGAAGACGAAUGAAGAGUUCAAACCCUGUAAGAGCAGCAGCAGCAUUGGAAGUGACGUGCAAGCCAGCUCUGUGCACAGGAAACAAUACACAGUGAGUCUUCCGCCGGAUGAUUAUAUGAUAGGUGUUGAAAAAUACAGUGAGCCCAAUGAGCCAGAAGCCAGAAACAGUGAAGAAGACACAGCUGAGGAGGGUACUCCUGAAAAGAUACAAAGAAGGAGGAAGAGGAAGAAAAGAAAUAUUGGGAAUUCUUCACAGGAAAAAGGAGAUGCUAGGGGAGGUGAUACUGUGGCCAAGCAGGACAAGGAAAAACAAAACCUAACUGUGAAAGUAAGUAAGAACAAAAAAAGAAAACUGAAAAAGAAACGACACAAGGAAAAGCUUCGUUCUGCAGGAAUGAUACCUAAAUCCAUGGCUGUGGAGUUCACUUAUCAGCCAGGAGAAUCCAGCAGUGAAGAUGAAGAUCUGGAUGCAACGGAAAGGAAGGCAGCAGAGGUAUUGGAUUUCUUACAAGCAACGCAGGAGAUCUAUUUUGCUGACCGCACAUCCCCUGUUUCUGAGCCCAUGGUUCCUCCUGCGACUGUUGGUGGCAUUCUGAACAAUCUUUACACUCGCACUGUGCCUUCCUCAGACGUGGCCGUGCUGUAUGAGCUCAAGUCCCUUGUCCUCCUGCAGGAUAUUGAAAUGCUAAAGAGCGCUCUGGAAGAAUUCCAAGACAAUUCAAUGAUGCCUCCCGAGGAGGCCACUGCAAUCUGUUCCUUAUUUAGAUACUGGAUUACACACAUCUUGCCUCUGCGCAAACAGGAACUAAAGUAAUCAAAGCUGCUUUACCUUGUUGAACAUGAAUGCAUGUAAAUCUGCAGAAUAGUGUUAGUAUAUGCAUAUAUACUAAAGAGUAAUGUGGCAUGGACUUUAGAAACCUUUUAAACUGUGAACUGAUAAGUGUUGAGAUUUUGUAAUCUGUAUUUUGUGACUGCUGUAUUGUGUUGUAUCAAGGUAAGCAUGCAUUAACAAUUAAAUAUUAAUCCAUA